Castor canadensis (American beaver) is the source of this 1914-nucleotide messenger RNA. NCBI's taxonomy places the organism in Eukaryota, Metazoa, Chordata, Mammalia, Rodentia, Castoridae. The record is from RefSeq and is a predicted model, not a curated record.
CUGCAUUCAGAGAAUGAGAAGAACACCCCCACUGGAUGAAUUGCAGCCACCACCAUAUCAGGAUGACAGUGGUUCUCCCCAUCUCUCAUGUACACCCUCAGAAAUUGGGGACAGUAAAUGUGAAUUUUCCCACUGCAGCAACAGUCCAAGAUGCUCAUAUAACAAGUGCCCAAGUGAAGGAAGCGCAGGUCAUGAAAUAGAAAGUUUUCAUAACAAAGGAUGUGAAGAAGAUGUUCCAAGUGACAGCACUGCAGUCCUGAGCCCUGAAGAUAUGUCAGCUCAAGGAUCCUCUUCACAGCUUCCUAAACCUUUUGAUCCUGAGCCAGAAGCUAAAUAUGGCACACUGGAUGUGACUUUUGACUAUGACUCACAAGAACAGAAGCUUCUGGUAACAGUGACAGCCGUCACAGACAUCCCAACAUAUAACAGGACAGGUGGCAACUCAUGGCAAGUACACCUUGUUCUUCUACCUAUAAAGAAACAGAGAGCAAAAACCAGCAUUCAGAGAGGACCUUGCCCUGUCUUCACAGAAACAUUCAAGUUUAAUCAUGUUGAGUCUGAGAUGAUUGGAAAUUAUGCAGUGCGGUUUAGACUGUAUGGUGUACAUCGCAUGAAAAAAGAAAAGAUUGUGGGGGAAAAGAUAUUUUAUUUAACAAAAUUGAAUCUUCAAGGGAAAAUGUCAUUGCCUGUGAUACUGGAACCUUCUUACAAUCAUUCUGGCUGUGACUCCCAAAUGAGUAUGUCAGAAAUGUCCUGUAGUGAAAGUACAUCCUCAUGCCAGUCUCUUGAACAUGGCUCAGUUCCAGAAAUUCUCAUUGGCCUCCUUUAUAAUGCCACAACUGGAAGAUUAUCAGCAGAAGUGAUAAAAGGCAGCCACUUCAAAAACUUGGCAGCAAACAGACCACCCAAUGGACUGUUCUGUUGUCUAAAACACUUGAUAGGUGGACAGGUUUAUAUAAUCCGAGAUACAUAUGUUAAGUUAACUCUGCUGAAUUCCAUGGGUCAAGAGAUGUCCAAAUGCAAGACAUCCAUCCGCAGAGGGCAGCCAAAUCCAGUAUAUAAGGAAACUUUUGUUUUUCAAGUGGCCCUGUUUCAACUUUCUGAUGUGACACUUAUACUGUCUGUGUAUAACAAACGCAGCAUGAAAAGAAAAGAGAUGAUAGGCUGGAUUUCUUUAGGUCUGAACAGCUCUGGAGAAGAGGAACUCAAUCACUGGACUGAAAUGAAAGAGUCAAAAGGACAGCAAGUGUGCCGAUGGCAUGCCUUACUAGAGUCGUGAUGACCAGGAUAAAUGGGCAACCCCAAUCCAAGGCAGCAUUAUUUCUGAUUACAACACUGCUGUUUUUCCCUGGUCACCAUGAGAAGAGCUGGUCUUUGAAGAAUCCUAUUCAGCAUUCUACCAAAAUGCUUUAAAUUCUAGGAAAGGACAUCUAAUACUGACAUAAAAGAUGAAAAGACAUGUCUCUAUCUCUGGUAGAGUUUGUUUGAGAAACUGAGAAACUUGUAUCACUAUUGUUAAACUAACAAUCCUUCAGAAAUUUAAUAACACACUUUUGAUUUCAAGUAAUUUCAUGGAAGAUUAUGUGAUUUAAAAAAAAUCAGAAUUUUAAUUGCACACUAUUUUAUUAUCACCCUACAUAUUAUGCAUAAAACAUGUUUUGUCUGUCCAGCCUCCAGUGUUUAUAAUUUAAUGUGAGUAGUCGUCACAAGUCAUAUCUAAUGGUGAAGAGUUUCUCUUACAUGGAAAUUGUUAUAUUUCAGAUACUUUGUGCCCUCAGUCAGUUUCAUUGUGCCUCAGUUUUCCAUAGCAUUAAGUCUAAGUGCAAGCAAGUAAUCAUUUUCACAAAGAGAAUUUUUAAGAUGUAUUUUUUUUAAGUUUAUUUCUUUAUUUCCCUCUGCUUUUGCCUGAUCCAA